ACUUCAGCGGCAGCGGGCACGGUGCAGACAAAGAUGACCCGCAGCGCAAGAUGAACGCUUGAGAAUUCCCACUUCGAUCGCUGCCCCUUCAGCGGGACUCCUCCAGCUUCUCACCAUCUCUGCACAGAAAGAGAGAGAGAGAGAGAGAAUUUGCUGACCAGUCGCCGCCAUGGAGGUCGCUCCUCCCCUCAACUCAGUCCACUGCCGCCUGAUGCGAAAUCCCGGUUGCAGUCAUCUGGUGAAGGCGGCUCCCACCUCCGUUCCACUGAUUUCCUCGUCUUCCAAAAGCAGGGGUUUCAGGAUCUCCUUUCCUACAAAUGCAAAUUCUCUUAAAAGUAGUUUCUCUGGUGCUGGUGCACUUGGUUCUUUGAAGAUGAAACUGACAAACAAGCCCGUGUUGAAACAUUAUCUUUUCCAUUCAGUUGACUUCCUGCAAAUCUGUUUCUACCAUUACUGUCAGAGAUUCUCGGUUCCUUCAACAUCUUCUCUCUCAUCAGAUAGGUCAUAUCAACAGUAUGUGGUGACCAUCAGGAAUGAUCAUCCUCAAAAUGCAGAUUUUCCUCGCACCUACUCAAGAAAAGAGAAGAAACCCUUCAAAGUACCAAUUGUUGAGAUGAGGCGAGCAGCAAGGGAGAGACUUAAGAAGAGGAAAGAUCAGCCCAGAAAACCUGUUUCACCUCCGAAAAAUGGGCUGGUCGUUAAAAGCCUUAUACCAUUGGCUUAUAAUGUUUUCAAUGCAAGGAUUACAUUAAUCAACAAUCUCAAGACACUCUUGAAAGUAGUACCGGUCCUUGCUUGUGGGUGGUGCGGUGAAAUCCAUGUGGGACCUGUUGGGCAUCCAUUCAAGUCAUGUAAAGGUCCAAAUUCAUCUAUGCGCAAGGGCCAUCAUGGGUGGACAAACGCCACCAUUGAAGAUAUAUUGCCACCAGUUGAAGCUUAUCACCUAUUUGAUAGACUUGGGAAGCGUAUCUCUCAUGAUGAGAGGUUUUCAAUUCCUCGAAUCCCUGCUGUAGUUGAGCUCUGCAUCCAAGCUGGUGUUGAAAUUCCCGAUUUACCUACGAAAAGGAGGAGAAAACCUAUAAUUCGUAUCGGGAAGAAAGAAUUUGUUGAUGCGGAUGAAAGCGAGCUCCCUGACCCCAUCCCAGAAGCUCCCAUAAUUCCAAUGCUGACUGAACUACCUGAUUCUCAGACACUGGCACCAUCUGAUGAUGAAGAAAAGCUCUUGCUGGCAGAGGAAACAUUGCAGGCAUGGGAGAAGAUGAGGCAUGGAUCCAAGAAGCUGAUGAGGGUGUACCCCGUGAGGGUUUGUGGAUACUGUCCAGAAGUGCACGUGGGUCCAACUGGGCACAAGGCGCAGAAUUGCGAACACAAGCACCAACAACGGAAUGGGCAGCAUGGAUGGCAAUCUGCUGUGCUCGAUGACUUGAUACCUCCUAGAUACGUAUGGCAUGUUCCCAAUGCUGAUGGCCGUCCAUUACAACGAGAGCUAAUAAGCUUCUAUGGAAAAGCGCCUGUGGUGGUUGAGAUAUGUGUGCAGGCUGGUGCAAACGUGCCAGAGCAGUACAAACCAACCAUGAGAUUGGAUGUAGGGAUUCCCUUGGAUGUCAGAGAAGCGGAAAUGGUAGUUUGAGGUGAUUGCAGUGUGUCCAAUAGUUGGAAUAUCUUACAGCACACGCUAGAAGAUAGUAGACGGCAUAAAGGUCCAGCUCGGUGAGAGUUUUUCCUUUCGCCGAACUGUCUGACACCCAAUAUGACGAGCUCUAGCUAUUCCAUAGUUUUUGCUUAGAACCGUUGUAAUCAAUGUAGAGUAGAACUAUACCUGGAAAGCGAUUCAUUCAUUGAGGUCAUUGUUUUUGUAUAAUAGGGGGUACCGAACCUAUCAUUUCCUCAAGAAGAUCUGAUACUUCAUAUUUUUCUUUGAAGAUAAGUUGGAUAUUUCCUAAUUGUUUUUAUGUGCGGUUUUCUGUGUCUGUAAAAGCAUUAGCAUCAGUGUACACCUCAGACCUUGCAAGGGAGUAUUUACUUGACAGAUCAAUUCUGCUUAAUUUUGUCAUUUAUCAUUUGUGUUGUCA
This is a messenger RNA of Eucalyptus grandis, 2072 nucleotides long. Its product is annotated as APO protein 2, chloroplastic. Lineage: Eukaryota; Viridiplantae; Streptophyta; Magnoliopsida; Myrtales; Myrtaceae. Gene Ontology annotation, molecular function: RNA binding. The record is from RefSeq and is a predicted model, not a curated record.